This is a messenger RNA of Halteromyces radiatus, 806 nucleotides long. RefSeq lists its product as uncharacterized. Bases 46 to 753 code for a protein of 235 amino acids. The record is from RefSeq and is a predicted model, not a curated record. NCBI's taxonomy places the organism in Eukaryota, Fungi, Mucoromycota, Mucoromycetes, Mucorales, Cunninghamellaceae. The transcript has 6 exons.
UUUUUUUUUACUUUAUCUUCUCUUAUUCUUACAUUAUCUUUUCAAAUGGCUAAUCUUCCUGAUUUUAUGACUAAUCCUAAUGCUGUCUUAAAUGACACUGAACAUGAAUGGCGUUAUAAUCGUGUACCUGAUUAUAAAAAAGUCAAUGAAACUUUUGAUCUCGAAAAAACUGUGACUCAUGAAGAAGGUUCUCUGGGUUGGUUAGUAUCCAAUCUUGUGAAGAACUGGGAAAAAGAAAUGUCAUAUAAACUUCGUGCUGAUCAAAUUCGUACCAUUAAUCCUGAAAAGUAUAAAUUUUCAGUGAAUGGUCAUGAAUGGCAUACUGUGGAAGAAAUGCUUAAGAUUGGUACUUAUAAUGCUCUUAUUGGCGAUACAGAACUUUAUAAAGCUAGUGAAUUGGAUUUUAGUGAAUCUCAUAAAUUAUUCAAACGUUGUCUUCGUACUUUUUCAUGGGAAGUACUUGAAGUUUAUAGUGGUCCUCCUGUUGUUGCUUUCAAAUGGCGUCAUUGGGGUCUGAUGACUGGUGAUUUGAAUGUAAAUCUUGGAAAUGGUAAGAAAUUAGAAGCACCUGCAUCCAAUGAAGUGGUUCAAAGCUUUGGUGUAACUGUCGCCCAUGUCAAUGACAAAUUCCAAAUCGAGAAGCUUGAAACUUUCUAUGAUCCUAACGAUUUGAUGAUGCAAUUAUCCAAGAAUAAGAAGAAAGAAGGUGAAAAGACUGAUGCUACCGGUGGCAAAUGUCCUUUCAUUCCAUAAGUUAGUUGAUUUCCUCUUGAAUUCAUCAAUAAAAUUAUUCUGGUUUUUUUUUU